This is a messenger RNA of Erythranthe guttata (spotted monkey flower), 621 nucleotides long. The record is from RefSeq and is a predicted model, not a curated record. NCBI's taxonomy places the organism in Eukaryota, Viridiplantae, Streptophyta, Magnoliopsida, Lamiales, Phrymaceae.
AUGAUUCUUUUCCCUUUUAUUCUUUUCCCUUUUUAUCGAGGCAUCUUCAACUGCGAAACCCUUGUCGAUUUGAAACUUAAGUCGUGCGGUGUCAUCCCAAUAAGCGGCCCCGUGUUUUUGCCCCGCCUUAAGAAGCUUUAUCUAAUCGAUCCGAGAUGCGAGGCUAACGAGUCACUCCCGAACCUGAUUUCCGGCUGUCCGGUGCUCGAAGAGUUCACAAUCGUAUAUGUCCCCGAUGUGCUUGCUCGCAAUGUGUUUUCACCCACAGUGAAAAGGCUCUCCCUCAAUCUCGUGUCCGACUGUCGUAUAUCUAACACGCUGGACAUAAAUGCCCCUGCACUUGAAUAUCUCGAAAUAAACAGUAGCUCCCCCGGGCAAAUGAAAUCCGGGCUGCUAAACUCGUUAACUGAAGCAGAUAUCUGGCUUAACAAUUAUAAUCGUACUAAAGAAGAUUUGUUUCUUUACUAUCGAUCUCUUCUGGAAUUCAUCGGUAGACUUUGCAAUAUUGUUGACUCGGUAUUCUCUACUUGGAGUUGGACGACAAGUUUUCAUAACUUAACCAAACUGGAACUGAGCGCUGAUUAUCGUUUCCUAGUUAUCAAAGUUCCUCGAGCUAGCUGA